AAUUGAUAUUGGAGGGAGAGCUACUUGCCAGAGAGCUUUCUUCUCCUUGCUUGCUUGAGCUGCCAUUGUAAUCUUGUUGCUUCGCAAGGAGGCGGAAGAGGAACAUCUCGGUUCACUGAUUUGGAAUGAUUCCUCCUGGAUUGUAAACUCUCUUGUUCUUUUCAUGUUUAGUAAAUUAUGAGAGGAUUGCUUAUAAAUCCCACUCUGAUUUUAUCAAAUGAGUUGAAUUACCAACUUCACUCGUGUUACCCGGUUAGUUGUGCACACAAGCAUUUCCAUGUUAUUCCAGAAUUGAAAUCAUGUAUAAGGCGUAGGAUAACUCAUGGGGGUAAUGUAGCUUCAAUGUCGUCGAUGAGUAUUCCACGAUUGAAUUUCGUGGUUCGCUCCACAAAAUUCUUGGAAUUUAGGACAUGUGAAGAGGAUGAGGCUAUUAGCUUGGUCGUUGAUGAAGGAGUCGAAGAAUCGUCUCGGGAGUGGAAAUCGCCUCCCUGGGGAGAAGUGAAAAAUCAGGAUGAGCCAAUCUUUCAAUCUGAAGAUGUAAACCAGUCCGAAGUGUUAGAAGGGGAGGGUUUGGUAAGUGACAGAAAGGUGUAUUUUCUUGAGGAAACUGAUGAAGUUAUGCUAUCAAAGCGUAUUUUAAUUCUCAGUAGAAAAAAUAAGGUCAGAAGUGCAAUGGAAUUAUUCAGGUCCAUGCAUUUAGCAGGUCUUCUGCCAAGUUUUCAUGCUUCAAAUUCACUUUUAGCUUGUCUUUUGAGGAAUGGGCUGUUUGAUGAUGGUUUACGAAUCUUCGAGUUUAUGAAGUCAAACAAGCUAUCAACAGGGCACACUUAUAGCCUUAUACUCAAAGCAGUUGCUGAUACUCAUGGAUUUCUUUCUGCUCUUGAGAUGUUUAGGACAUGGGAGCAUGAAUAUGACUUAAAACAGUUCGAUGCAAUUGUUUAUAACAUGAUGAUAUCGGUCUGUGGAAAAGAGAAUAACUGGGUUGAAGCUGAGAGAAUAUGGAGACUAAUGGAGGAAAAUGGCUGUAGUGCAACACAUCUAACUUAUUCUCUAUUGGUGAGCACUUACGUCCGCUGCAACCAGAAUGAACUUGCGAUUGACAUUUAUGUAAAGAUGGUUCAAAAUUGUUAUAAACCAGCUAAUGAUACAAUGCAAGCUAUUAUCGGCGCAUCUUCAAGGGAAGGGAGGUGGGAUUUUGCUUUAAGAGUCUUUCAAGAGAUGUUGAAAUGUGGACUCGAACCUAAUUCCGUUGCAUUCAACGCCUUGAUCAAUGCUCUAGGAAAAGCUAAUGAGGUCACUUUAGCAUUCAGCAUAUACAAUAGGAUGAAAUCUAUGGGUCAUUCACCUGAUGUUUAUACAUGGAAGGCACUACUUGGUGCUCUUUACAAGGCAAAUCGCUACAACGAUGCUAUUCGUCUCUUUGAGUUUGUGAAAAGAGAGGAGAAGGCUCAAUUGAAUAUACAUAUUUACAAUACCGUUCUAUUGUCUUGUUCAAAGCUUGGGUUAUGGGAUAGGGCUCUCCAAAUUUUAUGGGAAAUGGAGGCCGCCUCUGGUUGCUUAGUCUCGGCAUCAUCAUAUAACAUUGUUAUUAGUGCAUGUGAGAUGGCUAGGAAGCCAGAAAUUGCGUUGCGAGUUUACGAACGCAUGAUUCAUCAGAAGCUCACUCCUGAUACCUUCACUCUUUUGUCGCUUAUCCGAAGCUGCAUUUGGGGAUCUUUAUGGGAUGAAGUGGAACUACUUCUAUCUAAGUCUGCACACGAUGCAUCUGUAUACAAUGCUGUCAUCCAAGGAAUGUGCUUAAGAGGCAAGACUGAUUUAGCAAAAAAGUUUUACACGAAGAUGCACGAAAUCGGUAUCCAACCAGAUGGAAAAACACGAGCUUUGAUGCUUCAGACGUUGCCGAAGGAUCGUGCUGGACUGAAGAACAGGUUGGCCUCUCGUUUCAAGAAAAGGCACAGACAUUAUCACCACAGGUAACAUGAAUGAAUGUAAAAGAAGGUGUGAAAAGAUUAGAUUACUGUAAAUGAAGUAUAUAUUGUAGAUGUAUAAUGCUAGCUCAAACUCAUUGUUGUAUAGCUUAGCAGAAUGGCUGGUUGAUUGCAUCAGUUGGCUUAUAUUCCAUACAAAAAUCUUAGAUAUCUGAUCAAUCG
This is a messenger RNA of Cucurbita maxima (winter squash), 2150 nucleotides long. RefSeq names its product pentatricopeptide repeat-containing protein At3g29290. The record is from RefSeq and is a predicted model, not a curated record. The coding region runs from base 178 to 1977 and encodes 599 amino acids. The transcript is spliced from 3 exons. Lineage: Eukaryota; Viridiplantae; Streptophyta; Magnoliopsida; Cucurbitales; Cucurbitaceae. Gene Ontology annotation, molecular function: protein binding.